Rattus norvegicus (Norway rat) is the source of this 2247-nucleotide messenger RNA. RefSeq names its product phosphomannomutase 2 (gene Pmm2). NCBI's taxonomy places the organism in Eukaryota, Metazoa, Chordata, Mammalia, Rodentia, Muridae. Gene Ontology annotation, molecular function: phosphomannomutase activity. Gene Ontology annotation, cellular component: cytosol; cytoplasm; neuronal cell body. Gene Ontology annotation, biological process: GDP-mannose biosynthetic process. The record is from RefSeq and is a predicted model, not a curated record.
CGUGCCUUGGAGUUCCGGGGCUCGGAGCGGACCCGGAAGUUCCGGGUGGAGUUCCGGGUGCCAACGAGUCUUCUGACUGGAGAAAUGGCCACGCUCUGUCUCUUUGACAUGGAUGGGACCUUGACUGCCCCGCGGCAGUGCCAGGACGGAGGCCACUCCAGGUACUAGAUAAGCUACAGGGAAACUGCCUCUGUGUCCCUGGAUAGCAAAGAAGAGCCUGGUGACCAGAAUGUGCUUUCAGCAUUUGGAACGAUAUGCUUGCAGUGAUCACGGUCAAUUGCAGCAAUAAAAGAAAACUAACUUAGAAGUGAAGUCUCCUAUAUGCUGGGUACUGCAAUUAAAAUACUCCAGCAACAGAUCUAUGUAUCAUCAGCCUUCCCUCCCUCCAUCCGUGUGCAUCGUCAAACAUCACUAAUCACAGUGCAGUCUAGAAGAGGAAGAACAAGUCACCUUUCACUGUGAUUGUUGUAACGGGAUAUGACCUCUGUGGAUCCCAUGUGAUUAGCAUGGACUCAGAGAAAAUUACAAAAGAAAUGGAUGGCUUUCUUCAAAAAUUGAGACAGAAGACCAAGAUUGGAGUGGUAGGUGGGUCAGAUUUUGAGAAGCUGCAAGAGCAACUGGGAAAUGAUGUGGUUGAGAAAUACGAUUAUGUGUUUCCAGAGAAUGGCUUGGUAGCGUACAAAGAUGGGAAGCUAUUGUGUAAACAGAAUAUUCAAGGUCAUCUGGGGGAGGCUGUGAUCCAAGACCUGAUCAACUACUGUCUGAGCUACAUUGCAAAAAUUAAACUCCCUAAGAAAAGGGGAACUUUCAUUGAAUUCCGAAAUGGCAUGUUGAAUGUGUCCCCCAUUGGAAGAAGCUGCAGCCAAGAAGAACGAAUUGAGUUCUAUGAGCUCGAUAAAAAAGAACAUAUACGGCAAAAGUUUGUAGCAGACCUCAGGAAGGAGUUUGCAGGGAAAGGCCUCACGUUCUCCAUAGGCGGCCAGAUCAGCUUUGAUGUGUUUCCUGAUGGUUGGGACAAGCGCUAUUGCCUGAGGCACCUGGAGCAAGCUGGCUAUAAGACCAUUUAUUUCUUUGGAGACAAGACUAUGCCAGGUGGCAAUGACCAUGAGAUCUUCACAGACCCCAGAACUGUGGGCUACACAGUGACAGCACCUGAAGACACACGCAGGAUCUGUGAGGAGCUCUUCCCUUAACCGCAGAGGAAUGCACUCCUGGUCAACAACACUGAAAGGGGCAUCGGAUGAUGAAAACGACAAGCCAUCCAGAAUCAUCCAUCUGGGAUAGGACUGAAGACUUCCAUGACAUGCUCCCACUCUGCAGUCUGUGGUGGAGGCUGGGGCAUGACCAAAGGGCUAAUGUCUGUUUUCAAGCCAGCUUCCCAUCUGUGAGCCGCAGACCAGUGUGAUCUGCCUGAGGUAGAUGGCCAAGCGACAGCUGAUCCCACAGUUUGCACCUCCACUGGCUUGGCCGUCUCUGUUUGCUACAUCUGAAAGCCAGACUGCUCUCCUGUCUCCAGCAGGAGGGGAAGACAGAGGACCCAACAAACCAGAACCUCGCUGUGGUCCUCUUUAACCCCCAAGCUGCCCAACCCAGGUAACAGACACAGUUCCUGAGGCAUCAGAGGCAGCUUCGUGGUCACAGCAACAGGAGCUCCCAGUCUCCAGCCUCUCAGAGUGCACAUGCCUCCCCCAGAACCUUAGGGACAGCCUUCCGUGAUCACUUCCCAGGCAGAGCUUCUCAUGCCUGUAAACGGUUCUGCAGCCUGACUCCUCGUCGGGAGCCUCCAGCCACUGUGUGUUUCCAUUGCACUACCCUUGGCUGCCCACAUGGGCACCUGCUGCUGGCGCCUGCACCUCUGUCCAUCCCCUCAGGAGAGUGCCAGGACCUCAGCCUGUGGCAUCCUUGGGUUUUAUAGCAGUGCUGUGAAACACUACAGGGACUGUCCCUCUCUUCUCAGUCAGAUCUCUUUAACCCUCAGUGUCUAAUGGGUGUCUACCCAGGUUUGCAGAGAAUUUGGGUUCUGAGGGCCUCUCCCGGCUCUGCUCUAGUGAUGCUGGAGCCCCUAUCUGUCCUGGCUGUGGCAGUUCCCAGCCGGCCCAGAGGCUGCGUGCUACCUGCAGGUCCAGUGCCUCCUGCCAUGUCAGGUGGACUCCAGGCCUUGCCAGUUCCUACAGCGGCUAUCACAGAUCCCCUCCCCCACUGGCUUCAUUCAACUGUCCCACCUAAUAAAGAGCCUCUGCUAAGUCA